GCUGUACACCAGGAGUUUUCCUCUCCCCUCGUUGUCGAAACAACAAACCCUACUACGGAGCAAGUGGCGGGGUGAAACUGAGAGAGCGUCCAAAACCGCCUCUGACCGCCACUUUCAAACUCAUUUGCGGAAAUCGUGGUUAUAUCAAAACAGGAACAGAUAGCGACUCAACAAAGCAGUGACUCGUUUGGAAAUACAUUGAAUAACGGGGUCCUACGCUACCUUGUGGACGCUGAGGAUCUGAGGUCUGUUCUUAUUUCAGUUGGAUCAGACAUGUUAGAGAAAUGAUAGCGGCACCAGAGUUACCGUCGGAGUUCCACUAUCCUCAGGAUACGGACACCCGUUUCUCCUCAGACACAGACUUCUCUGAGGCUCCUGAUGUCAGUAUCAACCCAACCAAAGGAAAGGGGGGUAAGAAGGGGAAGAAGGUGACAGGAGAGAAGGGUAAAGGAGCAGGGAGGAUGAACGGCCACUACCAGGAGAAUGGCAUGGAGAACCUAAUGCUCUUUGAGGUUGUCAAGAUGGGCAAGAGCGCAAUGCAGUCUGUGGUGGAUGACUGGAUUGAGGCAUAUAAAACCGACAGGGACAUGGCUCUGCUAGACCUCAUCAACUUCUUCAUCCAGUGUUCUGGCUGUAAAGGAGUGGUCAGUGGAGAGAUGUUCCGAAACAUGCAGAACUCUGAGAUCAUCAGGAGGAUGACAGAGGAGUUUGACGAGGACAGCGGUGACUACCCUUUGACCAUGGCAGGUCCGCUGUGGAAGAAGUUUAAGGGUAGUUUCUGUGAGUUCAUUGCUGUCUUGGUGAGACAAUGUCAGUACAGCAUCAUCUAUGAUGAGUACCUCAUGGACACGGUCAUAUCGCUCCUCACCGGACUGUCGGACUCACAGGUCCGAGCCUUCAGGCACACCAGCACACUGGCAGCUAUGAAGCUGAUGACAGCCCUGGUGAAUGUAGCUCUGAACCUGAGCAUCAACAUGGACAACACACAGCGGCAGUACGAGACAGAGAGAAACAAGAUGGUCGCUAAGAGAGCCAACGACCGUCUGGAGCUACUGCUGCAGAAACGCAAAGAGCUUCAAGAAAAUCAGGACGAAAUUGAGAACAUGAUGAAUGCUAUAUUCAAGGGUGUGUUUGUACACAGAUAUCGUGAUGCCAUAGCUGAGAUCAGAGCUAUCACUAUAGAGGAGAUAGGAAUGUGGAUGAAGCUCUACAGUGACGCCUUCCUCAACGACAGCUACCUGAAAUACGUAGGCUGGACCAUGCAUGACAAGCAAGGCGAGGUGCGUUUGAAAUGUUUGACAGCGCUGCAGGGUCUCUACUACAACAGAGAACUGAACACCAGACUGGAGCUGUUCACCAGCCGCUUCAAGGACCGUAUCGUCUCCAUGACUCUAGACAAGGAGUACGAUGUCGCAGUACAAGCAAUUAAACUGCUCACUCUGGUACUACAUAGUACAGAUGAGGUACUGAGCCCGGAGGACUGUGAGAGCGUCUAUCACCUGGUCUACUCCGCCCACCGACCGGUCGCCAUAGCAGCCGGGGAGUUCCUCUUCAAGAAACUGUUCAGUACGCGGGAGCCGGAAGAGGAGGGCGCCCCCAAGAGGAGAGGAAGACAAAGCCCCAACGCCAACCUCAUCAAAACUACUGUUUUCUUCUUCCUGGAGAGCGAGCUCCAUGAGCACGCUGCGUACCUGGUGGACUCUCUGUGGGAGAGUGGAGCAGACCUGUUGAAGGACUGGGAGUGUAUGACCAGCCUGCUACUGGAUGACCCCGUGCCAGGGGAGGAAGCCCUGACAGACAGACAGGAGACGGCUCUCAUAGAGAUAAUGCUGUGUACGGUGCGCCAGGCUGCAGAGUGCCACCCGCCCGUCGGCCGCGGAACCGGGAAGAGGGUGAUGACAGCGAAGGAGAAGAAGACUCAGCUAGAUGACAGGACCAGGAUGACAGAGCUGUUUGCUGUGGCAUUGCCUCCUCUGCUGGCCAAAUACUCCAUAGAUUCAGAAAAGGUGACCAACCUGCUGCAGCUCCCUCAGUUCUUUGACCUGGAUAUCUACACCACAGGACGACUAGAGAAGCACUUGGAGGCGUUGCUGCGUCAGAUCAGGGAGAUGGUGGAGAAACACACAGACACAGAGGUGCUGGAGGCGUGCUCGAAGACCUACCACGCUCUCUGCAACGAGGAGUUCACCAUCUUUAACAGAGUGGACAUCGCCAGGUCACAGCUGCUCGAUGAACUGGUGGACAAAUUCAACAGACUGCUGGAAGACUUCUUACAAGAGGGUGAAGAGCCUGAUGAUGAUGAUGCCUACCAGGUCCUGUCUACUCUCAAGAGAAUCACUGCCUUCCACAAUGCCCAUGAUCUGUCCCAGUGGGAUCUGUUCAGCAGUAACUUCAAGUUGCUCAACACGGGCAUUGAGAACGGAGACAUGCCAGAGCAGAUAGUGGUCCAUGCUCUACAGUGUACCCACUACGUUGUCCUGUGGUACUUGGCCAAGGUCUCCGAGGGCAGCCACAGAAGGGAGGACAUGGUGAGCCUGAGGAAACAGAUGCGGAUGUUCUGUCUGAUGUGUCAACGUUACCUCACCAACGUCAACACAACCGUCAAGGAACAGGCGUUCACCAUCCUGUGUGAUGUGUUGCUAGUCUUUAGUCAUCAGAUGGUCUCGGGAGGCAGAGAGCAGCUGGAGCCGCUGGUCUACAGUCCUGAUGACUCGUUACAGACAGAACUACUGUCCUUCAUACUGCACCAUGUGUUUAUAGACCAGGACGAUGACAACGGCAGCACAGAUGGCCAGCAGGAUGACGAGGCAGCGAAGAUAGAAGCUCUUCACAAGAGACGUAACCUCCUGGCUGCCUACUGUAAACUUAUCAUCUAUAACGUAGUAGAGAUGAACACUGGAGCUGACAUCUUUAAACAGUACAUGAGGUAUUAUAAUGACUAUGGUGACAUCAUCAAGGAGACCAUGUCAAAGACCAGACAGAUAGACAAGAUCCAAUGUGCCAAGACACUCAUCCUCAGUCUACAACAGUUGUUCCAUGAGAUGAUGUCAGAGUUGGGGACAGGAUUUGACCGCUCGUCCUCAGCGUUCUGUGGGAUCAAGGAGCUGGCCAGACGUUUCUCUCUCACCUUUGGUCUGGACCAGGUGAAAACACGAGAUGCUAUCGCCAUGCUGCACAAGGAUGGUAUAGAGUUUGCGUUUAAGGAGCCCAGUCCCCAGGGAGAAGGAAACCCUCCUCUUCACCUGGCCUUCCUAGACAUCCUCUCUGAGUUUUCCUCCAAACUAAUGAGGCAGGACAAGAGGACUGUUCACUUGUAUCUGGAGAGGUUCAUGACCUUCCAGAUGGCCCUCCAGAGAGACGACUGCUGGCUACCGCUCAUCUCCUACAGGAACUCCCUGCAGGCCGGCGGGGACGAUGACACCAUGUCUGUUGUCUCCGGCUACUCCUCCAGAGGGUCGUCGGUCAGAUCCAAGAAGAUCAAGGCUGCUACUCCCACCGCUACAGUCGCUGCAGCUAAGAGGAAACUCCCUGAAGCGGAGGAGAGCAGUAGCAGCAGUACAGAUGUGUUGUGGCAGCACCAGAGCAUGCAGACUCCAGUGAUGAUGCCCUCCCCCCACCUCACCUCUACCAUGAUGAGAGGACCAGGGGACAUGAGGGGGGAGGCCAAACGGGGGAGAGACGACAGCUAUAUAGGCGUGUACGCCCUCCCUUCAGACUCCCAGCAGCAACCACACCCUCACACACUCCCCCAAACACCUCAACUCCACCAGACACCCAUCGACUACAAUACCCAGGUGACGUGGAUGCUGGCUCAGAGGCAGCAGGAGGAGGUUCGUCAGCAGCAGGAGAGGGCCAUGAACUAUGCCAAGCUCAGGACAAACCUGCAACAGGCCAUUCGGCGUGGUACAGGGCUGAUGGAGGAGGAUGAGGAGCCUAUCGUAGAAGAUGUGAUGAUGUCAUCAGAGGGUCGUAUGGAAGACCUCAAUGAGGGCAUGGACUUUGACACCAUGGACAUCGACCUGCCCCCCUCUAAGAACAGGAGAGAGAGAUCAGAGCUGAAACCAGACUACUUUGACCCUGGUUCCAUCAUGGAUGAGUCUGUCCUUGGAGUGUCCAUGUUUUAAACUGGUCGACGAAGAGGAGAGGCGACGAAGAGGAGAGGCGUACUGUAUUUAUGGAGACGUUAAGCUGCAGAUCAGAAGUCUUCUCUGGUUUAUCCUCCAUGGUCUAACGCACAGUGUUGCUCGCUCAGAGGGGACUGAAUGAAAACAAAAUACUUUUUAUAAUCCUUGGGUAAGCUUUCACCUUUCAGUUAGUGGCCAACCAGUUCCAAACCUAGAAGAAUCCUCCAGACGCUUAGUCUGAAGGAAGUUCUAGAAUUCUACAACAUUUUAUUUUUCUUCCAAAUGGAGAUGGAAUGAGUUGUAAGAUGUCCUCUAACCCUCUCUAUGCUAGUAUAGUGAGUAACCCGGUGCGGUGUAGUCAUUUAGACACAGAUUGUUAGUAGGAAAGGUAGCUAGCUAUGGUAGAAGUGGAUGGACAUGGUCUUUAUGCUAGUUUCAGUUUUUUUCCUUUCCCCCAUGUUGGACCGUCAGUAGAAUGUGUUGGUUCUGUGGUUGUGAUGACGACUGCUGGUGGUUGUUGGUGACCUGUUGAAUAGAUCAGCUGUAAGAGUCAUGGAUGUAGCAACACGCAUCCAACCGUUUUCCAGGUGCAGAGUCCUUUAUGCGAAAGGAGUAGAAAUAACGCCACACUGUCGUACAUCCUUCAGUAUAGUUUCUGUCAACGUUUGGACCAGAGGGUCUGUCUUGUCAUAUCCAACUGUGUGGGUGUGUGUGUGUGUGGGUGUGUGUGUGGGUGGGUGGGUAGUGUGUGUCUGUGUAGUGUUUCUAUUCUGUGGUUGUUGAAUAGUCUGAGGAACCCGGUAGUUGCUGUGAAGAGGCCCAGGGUGUGUCUCAAAAGUAGUGCACUAUAUAGGGAAUAGGGCUCUGGUCUAAAGUAGUGCACUAUAUAGGGAAUAGGGCUCUGGUCUAAAGUAGUGCACUAUAUAGGGAAUAGGGUGCCAUUUGGGACAAAGACCCAGUAUUUAACAAGGAACUAGGCUGCCGCACAAGUCCUGAAGCUUACCCAAAGAUUUGGAUCCUUCUCCCUAUCUGAAGAGACUCUACUCUCCCGACGGACAGCGAGGUGAUCUUCUCUCCGGUAGUGCCGUCACUGUGCUGACUCAGAGACAAGCAAGCAGCAUGUUAAUAGACAGAAAAUCCAGCAUAUUUAGUGUUGAAAUGGCUAUCUCUAAAUUUUAAAUAAAGUUAUAUAUGAAUCGGUGCUGAUUUUAUAACUGUGCUUUUUUAAAUUAAAAUGUUCAACAUAAGUUAAGGUUUCAUAAAUGUGUAAAACUGUUUAAAAAUGGAAAGCAUGUGUAGUCAUGCGGCGAGGAAGAUUUUUACAUUUGUAUUUUUGUUUUUCUUUGUCUUAAUGUUUUGGGGUUUCUACCUCUUGUUUUUCCUAUGUGUAAAUUAGUUUGGAUAAGACUCAUUAUGAAAGAAAGAAAUGUGACUUCUGAAAUAUCAGCUUUAAGGUUUUCACCAUCAACAUGAGUAAUAAUAAUGUCCUGUUGCGCAACGCCACCAUAUAAAACUGUAUAGAGAACUUAAAGCCAGUCAUUAUAUUCCUAUAGAACGGUUGUUGUUUUCAUCCCAAAUGGCACCCUGGUGCCCUCACCAGGCCAAAUAUUCCCUAUGGGACCUGGUCAAAAGUAGUGCACUGUAUAGGGAAUAGGGUGCCAUUUGGGACAGUUCUCAACAGCAGCAGCACUCUGGCAGCUAGACAAAGCUUACAUGUGACAUGAACUAUUAUGUCAUCCAUAAGUUUUAAUGAAAUGUUUUGUCUACUGAGGUAAAUCUAUCUACUUGGUAAUCAUUCCAUGCCUGGAAGGAAAUCAACUGCCCUGUCUAACAAACUGCCUCUAGCCCCAUAGAAACAGUAUUGCUAGAAUAGAAUUGCUCUGGUUUAAGUGUAGAUCCCCCAGUCUAGUAAUUCUAUGCCUCUACCCCUAGGCACCUGUGGAUAUCUGAUAGGAAUGGAUAAGUAAGGUGUAUCCAAUUUGGCUUCAUCCCAACUAGUUUUAUCGGGGAGAAGGUGAUACUACUACCCAUCAAAUCACUGCAGAUUUACACUAGCGCCUUGGGUUUAGGGCUGGGGUAGCCUAGGGGUUAGGGACGGGGUAGCCUCGGAAUGCCUAGGGGUUAGGGCUGGGGUAGCCUAGGGGUUAGGGACAGGGUAGCCUCGGAAUGCCUAGGGGUUAGGGCUGGG
Messenger RNA from Oncorhynchus gorbuscha (pink salmon), 6312 nucleotides. RefSeq names its product cohesin subunit SA-2-like. Gene Ontology annotation, molecular function: chromatin binding. Gene Ontology annotation, biological process: sister chromatid cohesion. The record is from RefSeq and is a predicted model, not a curated record. NCBI's taxonomy places the organism in Eukaryota, Metazoa, Chordata, Actinopteri, Salmoniformes, Salmonidae. Gene Ontology annotation, cellular component: chromatin; nucleus; cohesin complex. The transcript is spliced from 32 exons. Bases 285 to 4124 code for a protein of 1279 amino acids.